GUGAAGACAUCAGUAGUGUUGUUCCCUAGCAGUCUGGUGUGAAUGAAUGUGUCGAGUAAUGGAGAGUUGUUGGAUGCUUUGCUAUUAGGUUGACAGCAUUGUAUUUCACGUACAGUGAAACAGAUUUGUCCGGACGUUAGAGCUGCUAAAUGUAUUUCUCAGAAGGUCACGAGCUUGUUUUUCAACGUUAAAGCAGGAAGCUAGCAGCUAGCUUCAGCUGCUAAUAACAGGAGGCUGUCCUGUGAAACAGACGGUUUGGUUGAAGUUAGUUAAACUGAACAUUUGGUGAAUUAUCUGCGUUAAGUUUUGCGCAGACAAAAAGGUUCAAUGUUGACCAUGACCACCCGAAUAGAGUGUAUCUUUUUCAGUGAGUUUCACCCCACCCUGGGUCCAAAGAUAACGUAUCAGGUCCCAGAGGAAUACAUUUCACGAGAGCUCUUUGACACAGUUCAGGUUUAUAUCAUCACCAAGCCAGAACUGCAAAACAAAUUGAUAACAGUCACUGCCAUGGGAAAAAAGUUAAUCGGGUGUCCUGUGUGCAUCGAGCAUAAAAAGUACAGCAGAAAUGCCCUCCUGUUUAACCUCGGCCUUGUGUGUGACGCCCAAACCAACACGUGUGCCCUUGAGCCGAUCGUCAAGAAGCUGUCUGGGUAUCUCACAACUCUGGAGCUGGAGAGUGGUUUUAUAUCCAACGAGGAGAGCAAGCAGAAACUUUUACCCAUUAUGUCAACUUUGUUAGAAGAACUUAACGCCACAGGAGCCUGCACCCUACCCAUAGACGAGUCCAACACCAUCCACUUAAAGCUGAUCCAGCUGCGAAAAGACCCCCCGAUUGUCCAGGAGUACGACGUGCCCGUCUUCACACAGUGCAAAGAGCAUUUCAUCAAAUCUCAGUGGGAUCUCACCACUCAGCAGAUCCUGCCCUAUAUUGAUGGAUUUAGACACAUCCAGAAAAUCUCUGCUGAAGCAGAUGUUGAGCUCAAUCUUGUUCGCAUUGCGGUGCAGAAUCUCUUGUAUUAUGGUGUUGUGACCUUGGUGUCAAUAUUUCAGUACUCCAAUGUUUAUUGCACCACCCCCAAAGUCCAGAACCUCGUAGAUGAUAAGUCCAUUCAGGAGGAGUGCCUCAGCUACGUCACUAAGCAAGGUCAGAAGCGUGCCGGUCUGAGAGAUGUCUUCCAGCUGUACUGUGGUCUGAGUCCAGGAACCACAGUCCGAGACCUUUGUUCUCGCUACUCGCAGCAGCUUCAAAGGGUUGAUGAAAGGAGGCUGAUCCAAUUUGGACUGAUGAAGUCUCUUAUUCGACGGCUACAGAAAUAUCCGGUGAAGGUGAUCCGUGACGAGAGGAGCAGGCUGCCCCGACUCUAUACCGGUUGUCAUAGUUAUGAUGAGAUCUGCUGCAAAACAGGGAUCAGUUACCAGGAGCUGGAUGAACGUUUGGAAAAUGAUCCCAACAUCGUGGUGUGCUGGAAGUGACUUGAAAACAGACUGAAAGAUACAGAGAUGCCUCCACCAAAGAUGCCUUUAAUGACUGGAAGACUCUCUUCUUGGCAUUACAGUGAACGUGAAGUAGUAUUUUGUAAACGUUGUGUUAGAUAAGUGUUUGUUUGUUUUAUUACAAAGGUCCUCAUGAAUAAUUAACAUCAAUUCUGUUUAGGUUAAGUGAGGACAGUGAUAUUUAUUAAUAUUGUACAAAAGAGAAUUUGUGAUUAAUAAAAGAGAUUAUACCACGA
Cottoperca gobio is the source of this 1730-nucleotide messenger RNA. It is a transcript of the gene nprl2, whose product is annotated as NPR2 like, GATOR1 complex subunit. NCBI's taxonomy places the organism in Eukaryota, Metazoa, Chordata, Actinopteri, Perciformes, Bovichtidae. The record is from RefSeq and is a predicted model, not a curated record. Bases 328 to 1473 code for a protein of 381 amino acids. Gene Ontology annotation, molecular function: GTPase activator activity. The transcript is spliced from 11 exons. Gene Ontology annotation, biological process: negative regulation of TORC1 signaling; cellular response to amino acid starvation; positive regulation of autophagy. Gene Ontology annotation, cellular component: GATOR1 complex; vacuolar membrane.